CUUCCAUCGAUGUCAAGCCCUCCGAAGAGGUACGAAAUAAACCACACGAAAUUUACACUUACUUCGGAAAAAGCACGUUAGCCCGAAGUGGCUUAAGAAACCGAACAAUCCAAUAGCCCUCGUCCCUAGGGCAGUACCAAGAGAUUAUCUCAAUGAAGGUCAACAUUACACGGUGGGAUACCGUCGCGACCUGGCGAUGGGAUAUUCCCGAAGACGACGUCUGUGGCAUCUGUCAAGUUCAUUUUGACGGCACAUGCCCAACUUGCAAAUAUCCAGGAGAUGAUUGCAGGCUCUUGUCCGGUAAAUGCGGUCACAAUUUCCAUAUGCAUUGUAUUAUGACAUGGAUCAAGCAAGACGCAGCAAAGGGACAAUGUCCGAUGUGCCGACAACGAUUCGAAUGGGCGGACCAGCCACAGGAGUCGACCGUUCAAACCGAGGCGGAGGAGUGAAAUUGUUCCUCUUACCAGGUAGUUCGUUCGGUCAUGUCGCGUACUUCGGAGGGUGUCUUGAUUUUCUUUUUGGUGUUGGGGGCAAUCGAUGAUACCCUGUAGUUUUUACUUCCAAUAAAUCAUGACCUACUGUAUGACGACGUCUCAUGUCG
Sodiomyces alkalinus F11 is the source of this 601-nucleotide messenger RNA. Its product is annotated as putative anaphase promoting complex subunit Apc11. The record is from RefSeq and is a predicted model, not a curated record. The transcript is spliced from 4 exons. Gene Ontology annotation, biological process: anaphase-promoting complex-dependent catabolic process; protein ubiquitination; positive regulation of mitotic metaphase/anaphase transition. Bases 153 to 449 code for a protein of 98 amino acids. Gene Ontology annotation, cellular component: nucleus; anaphase-promoting complex. Gene Ontology annotation, molecular function: ubiquitin protein ligase activity; zinc ion binding; cullin family protein binding. Lineage: Eukaryota; Fungi; Ascomycota; Sordariomycetes; Glomerellales; Plectosphaerellaceae.